Molecule: messenger RNA, 6084 nt
Organism: Seriola aureovittata
Lineage: Eukaryota; Metazoa; Chordata; Actinopteri; Carangiformes; Carangidae
Gene: tshz3b
Product: teashirt zinc finger homeobox 3b
Exons: 3
Coding region: 612-4307 (1231 amino acids)
Biological process (GO): regulation of transcription by RNA polymerase II
Cellular component (GO): nucleus
Molecular function (GO): DNA-binding transcription factor activity, RNA polymerase II-specific; DNA binding
Source: RefSeq, a predicted model, not a curated record
GGCGAAUGGAUUUUUAUGAGAUGGUUUGAGGCACGUUUCAGCUGGUCCACCUCUUGGCUUUGAAUUGUGCGUGAUUACCGGGAGAGAGAGGAGGGAAAGGCGAGAAGCUCAUGGAUCGGGCUGCGGAGGAUCAGCCCGUAAACUCGCCUGUUGCAGCCUCCGACGCCAAAUAAAGAGGAUCACACGGAGGCACAAGGCGCUUUUUUACCUCCCUUUUUCUGUUUUCCUACCGCGGAGCACCCCUUCUGUUCCUGCCCCUCACCGCGUCCAUCCAAGUCGGAGCGGGCGAGAGAGAGCGACCGAGCGACCGACAGAGAGAGCAGUCAACCGGGGGAGUCACGCUGGUUCUCCCCCCUUCCCGACUCUCUCCCUCUCCUUUUUUUGAAAUUAUCCUCGCAUCUACUGGCUACCCCCCCCCCCCCCUUGAUUUCUUUUUUGUGUUCCAAAACUGCACAUUCUCCUCCUCCCUAUACACGCACCCUCCCCGAUCUAUGUGGGAGCCCUGAGAGCGCACCCAGGGGGCAAAACUGUGUAUCAAAGCUCCGCGGAUUCCCCAGGCAGUCUCGGAUCACCGGGGCCAGAGAACUCCCUGCCGGGCCCCCGAAGCAGACAUGCCGCGGAGGAAGCAGCAAGCGCCUCGGCGCGCCGCAGCAUAUGUCCCUGAAGAUGAGAAGGAAGCAGCGCUGUUGGAUGAGGACCUGGAUGGAGAUGACUCAGCUCAGGAAGGGGAGGAGCCUGCUGCCAAGUUCCUAUGUCAGGACAAGGACUUCCUUCUCAAAGACAGGCCAGGAUCUACUGGCUUCCAUGACUCCCCUAACGCUGCUGACUUCUCUGGUCAGGAGCUGGACAGCGAGUCUCACGUGAGCGAAUCCAGUGACAGAAUGUCUGAUUUUGAGAGCUCCCCGCUUAAAAAUGAGGACGACAUCCUCCUCUCUAAAGAAGCCUCAAACGCUCUGUCUCUGUCUUCCACCUCUGCCAUGAUGGCCGCUGCCAGUGCCACUGCCACAGUAAGUGGAGAUGAGGCCAUAUUAGCCACAACAGGGUCUGUGGCUGACAGCCUAGAAAAGAUGAAGGCUAUUUACACCUCCUUCCUGACCAACUCAUAUUGGUCUACACUGAAUCUGAACCUGAGCCAGCCCCCUGCAGAGAAACCUCCUCGCAGUCACAGCAGCAGCAGUAGUAGCAGCAGUAGCAGUAGCUGUGGAAGUGGAGGCUAUGACUGGCACCAGACAGCUAUGGCAAAAACCCUCCAGCAGGCCUCACAGAACCACCACAACAGACUGGGCAUGGUUCAACACCCCACAGUGGCCGUAUCCACAGCGUCUACAGAACCCAACCUCUUCAGUACCGUCCAGCUGUACCGGCAGAGCUCCAAGCUCUAUGGCUCCAUAUUUACUGGUGCCAGCAAAUUCCGCUGUAAGGACUGCAGUGCAGCCUACGACACACUAGUGGAGCUCACGGUGCAUAUGAAUGAGACAGGCCACUACCGCGAUGAUAACCACGAGACAGAUAGUGAGGGUGCUAAACGGUGGUCAAAACCCAGGAAGCGUUCCUUGCUAGAGAUGGAGGGGAAGGAGGAUGCACAAAAGGUUCUGAAGUGCAUGUACUGUGGGCACUCAUUUGAAUCCCUUCAGGACCUGAGUGUCCACAUGAUCAAGACAAAACACUACCAGAAAGUGCCUCUGAAAGAGCCUGUUACACCAGUGGCAGCUAAGAUUAUCUCCACGGCUCGAAAGAGAGCCCCCAUUGAGCUAGACAUCCCCAGCUCACCUGACUCUAAUGGAGGGACCACGCCCAAGCCCACCUCCCUCAGCGACUCUAAUGAUAUACUCCAGAGGGUCACCAACCCUUACAUCACUCCUAACAACCGCUACGGACACCAGAACGGUGCCAGCUAUGCCUGGCAGUUUGAGUCCAGGAAGUCACAGAUCCUCAAAUGCAUGGAGUGUGGCAGCUCUCACGACACACUGCAAGAGCUAACCGCUCACAUGAUGGUGACCGGACACUUUAUUAAAGUCACCAACUCUGCUAUUAAGAAAGGCAAACCCAUUAUAGAGUCGUCCACCUCAGCCCCCACGUCCAAUUCAACAGUUGAAGAAAAGGUCCAGUCUGUUCCCCUGGCUGCCACAACCUUCUCCCCUCCACCCGCCCCAGUGCCUCCUCCAACCAGCAUCUCCCCCUCUGCCAUGGCUGUGGAGAUAAAAAAGGAGGAGAAGGAAGAGGAAUGCACUAAAGAGCCCAUCAUCAACAACGGUAACAAUCUCAACAAGGAGAAGAAGGCAGGAAUGGAGGAGGAGGCUGAGGAGAAGUUUGAUAUCUCGUCAAAAUACACUUAUUUGACUGAAGAGGAUCUGGAUGAAAGUCCAAAAGGGGGUCUUGAUAUCCUCAAGUCCUUGGAGAACACAGUGACCUCAGCCAUCAAUAAAGCACAGAAUGGCGCUCCAAGCUGGGGUGGAUAUCCCAGUAUUCAUGCUGCCUAUCAGCUUCCAAACAUAAUGAAGCUCUCUCUGGGCAAUUCCGGGAAGAGCUCUCCCCUGAAAUAUAUGUUCCCUGGAGGGGAGAUCCUCUCUCCCACUGGCAAGAGCCAGCCUCUGAUCUCCCCUCCCAGCCGCCAGACCUCUCCAUUGCCCAAAAACAACUUCCAUGCUAUGGAGGAACUGGUCAAGAAAGUGACUGAGAAAGUGGCUAAGGUAGAAGAGAAAAUGAGAGAGCCCAGUGUUGGUGUGAGGGCAUCUCCUCUGAGACGUACCACGCCCUCACCCUGCAACAGCGAGGCAGCGGACUCAGCCCGAGGAGAGUCCCCCAAAGAAAACAGAGCAGGUGGUUGUAAAACUCCCGAGAAUACAAAUGGAGUGGAAAAGGUAGUAGGCGAUGGAAAUGGAGCCAAUCAUGGAGAUUCAAAUGGAGAUAUUUCCAUAAAAGAGUCUGUGGAAAAUGGAGUGGAGUCAGCUGCUGUGACAUCGCCCCUGCCUGCCUCCAUGACUGGAAGUACAGCUAUCAUUACAGACCAUCCACCUCCAGAACAACCAUUCGUCAACCCUCUCAGCGCACUGCAGUCAGUAAUGAACGUCCACCUGGGGAAGGCCGCUAAGCCUGCCCUGCCCUCCCUUGACCCCAUGAGCAUGCUGUUCAAGAUGAGCAACAGUCUGGCAGAGAAAGCAGCUGUGGCUGCUUCCACCCCACCAGCACAGACCAAAAAGCCCAGUAAUGACCACUUAGACCGCUACUUUUACCAGCAACAUCUAAACAACGACCAACCCAUAGAUCUCACCAAAGGCAAAAAUGCUGACAAAAACAGCAGUAGUGGUUCUCUGGGUUCGACCGCUCUCUCUUCCACUGCUUCCACCCCGUCCUCGAUUCCUCCCCAUUCCACUGUCACUAUGACCAAAGCCUCAGCUGCAGUAGCUUCCUUCAUGUCCAGCUCCCCUUUGAGAGAAAAUGCCCUGUCAGACAUUUCUGACAUGCUGAGGAACCUGACGGAAAGUCAAGCAGUCUCCAAGUCCUCCACACCUACCAGCCAGUCCGAACGCUCUGACAUCGAAGGUGUUACACAGGAGGAAACAGAAGAUGUUUCACCAGCCCAGAAACGUAAAGGCCGCCAGUCCAACUGGAACCCUCAACACCUCCUCAUCCUACAAGCCCAGUUUGCUUCCAGUCUGAGACAAACAAAUGAUGGCAAGUACAUAAUGUCAGACCUGAGCCCACAAGAGAGAAUGCACAUCUCCCGUUUCACUGGCCUCUCAAUGACUACAAUAUCCCAUUGGUUGGCUAAUGUCAAAUACCAGCUGAGGAGAACCGGUGGCACCAAGUUCUUGAAAAACUUGGAUUCGGGUCACCCAGUGUUCUUCUGCAGUGAUUGCGCCUCUCAGAUCCGCUCACCAUCCACCUACGUCAGCCACUUGGAAUCCCAUUUGGGCUUCCGUCUGCGAGACUUGGCCAAGCUUUCUGGGGAGCAGCUGCUCAGCCAGAUAUCACAGCAACACCAUCAACAACGCCACACCAAAGGACUAUCUGAAAAACUGCUCUCUAACCUUCACUCAUCCAGCCACCCUUUACCCUCCUCUUUACCCACAUCCAUAUCCUCUUCCUUACCCAUGUCCCUGUCCUCGUCCUUAACCACCUCGCUGCCCUCGACUGAAUCCCCGUCACCCUCCCCGGAUGAUGACGACAGUGGGGCCAUGUACCAGUGCAAGCUCUGCAACCGGACUUUUGCGAGCAAGCACGCGGUCAAGCUUCACCUGAGCAAGACUCAUGGGAAGUCCCCCGAGGACCACCUCAUGUAUGUGUGUGAGCUGGAGAAACAGUAGCACUGGCUGGGGACAAUGCUGCACUCUUUCAUAAUGGCUCACUCUUUCUUGCUCUGUCUCUCUUCAUCCUUUCACAGACAUUUCUUUCAAAGAAAAGAAAGGAUUAUUAACGUGAUGGAACUGCACAAAGAUGCCAUACAACUACUGCUUUGAGUUUUGGCACAUGGUUUUAAAUUUUGCAUUGUAGCAGUUUUUUUUUUCUUUGUUUCAGUGUGGGGUAGACUCACUCUGGUCCAACUCACUCGAUUUUAUGAUCUGAGUGUGUGAUGUGAUCUCCUUUGAUAGGACUAGUGAAUUUUUUCAUAAUGUGCAGAUGGGGGCUGUUGUCAUGGGAAGACACAGUAAAUGAAGGUUUAAAAAAAAAAAAAGAGAUUCUAAAAUGAAGUGGUAUGUAUUUUGUGUACAUGGAAAUUAAGUUCCUUUAUAUUUUGGCAUCACUGGGGUGUGAUAAGCUGCAUGCAUAAAAUGAAACAGUUUAGUUAAACAUUUUAUAACUAAAUCUGUUGCACUUUCCAUGAUUUUUUCUCUUCAUGUUGUCACUCUCUCCUGCUCGCUCUGUCUUUGUUUUUUCUUUUUUUCUUAAUAAUGUUUUUGUGCUGGAGUCAGCAUUUAAAAUUUAACCCUCUGAGUACGUCAAAGCACUUCUACACCUAAGAUCCAAACACUAUAGACUGAAAGAUUUGAGAUUGGGAAUUACUGAAGCUAUUGUUGAGAAUUCGAUGGACAAUGUGUGCAUUGUUAUCUGCGAUGAACUGUUUCCCAGACAUAGAGUGUGCUGAGUCUAAUGCUAGUCUUCAUCUUGGGCUUAAUACUUGUCUGGAAGAUGCUCACAGGACAUUGUAGGAAAAAAAGUAUGUAGUAAAAAAGAAAAAAAAAAAGGAAAUCUUAAGUCUUUUACUUUGGUCGAUCAGGGACCUAUAUUAAUUCAGGUCUGUGUAAAAUAUGUAUAUAAAAAACAUAUUAAGUAAUUCCUGUCUAAAUUAUGCAUCAUUUCUAUAUUUUUAAUUUAAAAGGAUUAUGACUAUCUGCUGGUGCACAUUAUAUGAAGACGUAAAUAAAAUUGUUUUGCACAAUAGUUUUAUAAAUGUGUUAUUUAAUCAAAGGAUACGAAAAAAAAGGGAGGUAACAAAGGGAUGACAACAGGUGAAUCUUUUUAUUCCCGACUCGUGCUCAAAGGGUUAAAGACUCUUUUUACCAGACACUACUCUACAUGUGCCGCUGUAUGAACACUAAAAAGAUAUUAAAGGUUGUACAAAAAAAGAUGUUACUUUAUGAAGAUAUUUCACAUGUAAACUGUUAUUUAUAAGCACUCUUGGUUGUUUCAUAUCGUUGAAUGCCUUUUCGAUUGGUGUUUUUUUUCUUCUUUUUUUUUAUUAUUAUUGUUAUUUUUUAUUUUAUUUUUAUUUUUUUUGUUCUGUCUAAUUGCUCUGCCAUGAUUCCACACUGCAGCUUUAUCUUUUUGGGAUAUGAAAGGUAACCAUGGUUACACUAACCCCUUGAGUGACAAGUUCUGCUACAUUUUUGGCAGUUAAUUUGCUGAAGUAACUGACAGCUGCCAGUGUAGAGAAAUAAAAAAAAAAAGAAAAAAAAAAAACUUAUGUGUAAAAUAUUGGCAUGUAAACAGCACAGAUACUGUUAUGCAUUCUGUGCCGUUAGUCUUUUUCAUUUCGUUCUUUCGUUUUCUGUUGUUGUUGUUCUUGACAAUGAACCCCCAUUAUAUGACUUCAUAUAACCUUGUUUUCUACUGCAGCAUUAAAAAAAAGGAAACUGUUUUUUG